This is a messenger RNA of Phaedon cochleariae (mustard beetle), 1659 nucleotides long. NCBI's taxonomy places the organism in Eukaryota, Metazoa, Arthropoda, Insecta, Coleoptera, Chrysomelidae. The record is from the annotation of a GenBank genome assembly.
GGUAGGUGUCAGGCAUAAAAUGUUGGGAUCUGCGAAGUGGCAUCGGUUCCAUUUCGAAAAUAGAGCAGCAGAUGCCGAAAAAUCGGGCUUGCCAAAUUAGUACGAGGCCGACUUCUCACGAUGCCGACGACGUUGCAAAUCUCCGAGAUAACAGCGUUGUUCGUUUAUUUUGUGGCAAUCGUCAUGGUGGGCAUUUACGUGGCCGUCAUAUGUUGACACGUGAAUUAAGAAGGGGACGAACGACCGAACAUAAAGACCGAAUCGAGGUAACAGGAACCUAACACCAUGUCUUUCAAAGAUCAUCUCGAAAUGAUAGGGCUCAAUGAGUCACCUUCGAAGAAAGCCAAAUUCUGGCAGUCCUUCGUCAGAUCCCUCAAAGGAUCGGAUGACAUAAGGGCCAGCGAUUCCGUCCACUCCCGCAGGGGCAUCUUCCGCCCGCUGAGCGACAUCCCCGAGCUCUCCUCCCACUGGCCCUACGGCAAGUCCAUCUACGACGACCCUAGCGCCGCCGCCGAGCGCAUCCAAGUGCCCGGCUACAGAUACGACCCCCUACACAGAGACACUUACGGCUACUCGCCGCGUCAGAUCUACCCGCACAACUACGGAUCGCUCGACAGAUACCGGCCCGCUUUCCACAUCACCAAGCCCAAAGCCUUCGACGCCGACAGGGCAUGGAAGGACCACGUGGACCGCGUCAAGGGCCGCGAGCCCAGCCAAUGGCCCAACGGUGUAUUCCACACCACCUACCCCUUCUCCCGCUACCCCCUCUACCUCGUGUACAGCAAGAGACCACCACCGGCGGCCGACAAGUACGACCCGCACCGGUCCUGGUUGGACCACUUGGACCGGCUCGCUGAGCUCGACAAGCUGUACCCUACUCUGUGGCCGUCUUUCGGAAACAGCAGGUCACCAACUCCCACCAAGGUUGGACAGUACGCCCCCCGCCCCUCGGAGGUAGCCUUCAACUACGCCGGCCAGCCGAUCUACUCCCGCGGAGGCCUCUAUCCAAGUAAGACUCUCCUCCACGACCUCCUCAACCCCUCUCCGAGCCUUCCCAUCUCGGCGGUGACCAGAGACCCCUUCUGGUGGGACUCGCCCCUCAAACCCGCCUCCUCCUACAGCCCCUGGGGCAAGAGCCCCUUCUACCUGCGCGACUCGUACCUCUCCCCUGUCAAGAGGACGUUCCUGUGGGACAAACACCCCGUCAGGCCGUUCGCUGCAGUUUACUAAGUGAGUAAUCCACAGAAAAACAUACAGAAACAAAUCAUGGAUCAACAUAAUAUCAGCGACUGACUGAACAAUGAAGAAGAACAUGAAACUUGAAAACAUCAACUUGACUCUUUCAAAUUAUAAAUAUCUGAAUUAAACAGUGCCUUAAAUUAUACCCAAAAAAAUUCAAAAACUUAUCGAAAAGUACCUAUACAAUAUUGAAAACAAUUGAAUUAUAUUAAUUAGGUAUAAAUAAAUUGAUACUUCCUAGUGAUGAUUUUAUAUACUGUCUGAUCUUUUAUAACGAAAGCGUGUCUCGCAUUCCAUCAAAACGUAAAAUCAUCCCAGGAUGUCAUCAUCUAUGAAAUUCAAUAAUUCUAUCGAUACUAUUGUUUUAUUUAUUUAUUGUAUACAAUACAAUUCAUCUGAUCAAUAAAGUAAAUGUGGUGA